This is a messenger RNA of Cynoglossus semilaevis (tongue sole), 3462 nucleotides long. RefSeq names its product N-acetylglucosamine-1-phosphodiester alpha-N-acetylglucosaminidase (gene nagpa). The transcript is spliced from 12 exons. The record is from RefSeq and is a predicted model, not a curated record. The coding region runs from base 1251 to 3074 and encodes 607 amino acids. Gene Ontology annotation, biological process: secretion of lysosomal enzymes. NCBI's taxonomy places the organism in Eukaryota, Metazoa, Chordata, Actinopteri, Pleuronectiformes, Cynoglossidae.
AGUUUUGGAUCCUGGACUUGGAUCCAGGUUAAUUUCCCACUGAUCAAAUCAAUGUCUUAAUUAGACUUUUUAGCUUUAUUUCUCAUGUUGAUUUUUAAAAAAAAUAUUUGUACAGAACUGUGGGUAUGAAAUUGUUUAAUUCAAUGAAAUCAUGUCUAAAAAAAUAUAUCUGUACGGUGCUCCGCCCACUCCUCCUGUCAAUCACAUCUGAUAAGGCUAGCUCCCAGAAAAGCGUCAGCGUUUUUUUGUUUGUUUGUUUUUUAACUCUGCAGUGUAAGCACUGAUUGGCUGAUUUUGGUUCUCACCUGAUUGACAGCCCGUGUUCAAAAAUAUCACAAAUCUGAAAAUGCACUCCAUCUGUACAGAAGAAAAUGUUCUCGUAAGACCUGGUCUUAAAGGAAGAGCAUCACGUCCUAUUAAGAAAAUGAAUCCAUCUCUAUCUACAUCUAAAUAAAUUAUGAUGGAUUCGUGGGUUAAGGAGGCGGAGCCUGCAUUAACACGCACAGAUUCUUCUGAUUGUUUUUGCUUUGUUUAACGGUGUUUUCUGUUUAUUCUUUUGAUUGUUUUUAAAAGAAAUCGUCUAAAAAGGGUUUAAAUCAACACGAUCUGAUUUCGUUUCUGAUCGCAUAUUUAAUACUAAUUCACAAAUCUUUAAUCUGAAAUUAUAUAAAAGGUUUCUCGAGGUUGAGUGUGUCUUCUGGUUUAUAUUCUGUGUUUGUCUGCACGUCAGCGGAGAGUCACGAGUUUUUAUUAUUUUAAGUUUUUUGUUGUUGUUUGUUUUAAACUGUGGACCAGAAGUUUUCAUGUUCUUUUUGUGUUUGCGCCCCCACCUGAUGACUGCUGGGAUUAGCGACCUCCCCCCUACAUCCCCGAGAAGGAGUCAGGUUUAAAAGAUCAGCGUAUGAAUCAUCAGUGAAGGAAAAAAGAUCAGUAAAGUAAAAAAAAAGACCUGAAACUAAAACAGAAUCAUUUCCCCCCCUUACUAAGUUUGGCGCCGCCAGACGCCCCCUACUGGAGUAAUCUGCUUCUUCACCCAGGAUUCACUUUUACAUUCGGUGUAAAAUUCUGUCAAGUUACACAUAUUUAAAAAACAAAAACGAAAAGAAAAGUUUAUUACAAAUAUAAGGCUAACAAAACAACUCUGACGGUAGUAACUUAGUAAAUAACCAUUUGUACAGGUUUUACCUAAACCUAUCGGAAGUUGUGUUUUAAUAUUGGCGGAAGUCGGUUUGUUGUUUCCGUUCAGUCUCAUGGCCGCAGCGAGCAUUCAAACUUCAGGUCCGUGGUUGCUGCUCCUGCAGCUGCUGCUGUUCCAAAGUCUUCCAUGCGACGCCGGGGACAGCCGUCACAACGACACCAGCGGGGACAGCCGUGAAUCCAUGUAUAAUCACUUUCUGCAAGUGCAGGAUCACAGUCACGACCCCGCUCAUCCCGACCGCCACACCCCAGACUGUCAGCCCGUUAUCCAUGGCACCGGCAGCUAUGAGAGCUGGCCUGGCAGUAACCAUAGCAACGUACCUGUGGCCGACUCCCUGCUCUUUGUGACCGACAUUCCAGAAGAAUCGAAAUACGUUUAUGGACGUCUGACGCGGGUGCAUGACCCACUGAGGACCGUCUCGGUGUUGGAGCCGGGCGGGCCGGGCGGCUGCGGGAUGAACCUCAUGGUCUCAGUGGAGGAAACAGCCCAGGCCGCCGGGUGUUUAUACGCCCAGAAUGCCGGCUUCUUCCACGUGGACACUAGGCAGUGUUUAGGCAACAUUAUCAGCAACGGACAGAUGGUGCAGGAGAGCAACGGCGUACAGAAUGCCCAGUUUGGAAUCAGGAAAGACGGCACCCUGGUGUUCGGGUAUCUGUCUGAGGAGGAUGUGAUGGACCAGUCAAACCCAUUUGUCCAGCUUGUGACGGGCGUGGUGUGGCUCCUGAGGAACCGUGAAGUUUACAUCAACCAAAGUCUGGAGGCGGAGUGUGACAAGACUCAGGAGACAGGUUCACUGAGCACAUUUGUGAACGUGUUGUCGGCUCGAACAGCAGUGGGUCACGAUGCUGAAGGAAAACUGGUUCUGUUUCACUGUGAAGGACAAACGGGGGUCAGAGGGAUGAGUUUGUGGGAGGUUGCAGAGUUUCUGAAGAAUUAUGGAGUGAUCAAUGCCAUAAACCUGGACGGAGGCGGUUCAUCCACCUUCGUGAUUAAUGGAACUUUGGCGAGUUAUCCCACAGAUCACUGUGCUUCAGACGGCAGGUGGCGCUGCGGCCGGCGCGUCUCCACCAUCCUGUGUGUGCAUCCACGUCGCUGUCAGCCACCAGACUGCAGCGGACACGGUGACUGUGUGGACGGACGCUGUCAGUGUCAGCGUGGCUGGGAGGGCGUGGCCUGUGAUGCUCUGACGUGUCAGCCGUCAGAAUGCGGCGCACACGGCGUCUGCACGGCAGACGGUUGUUUGUGCGACGCGGGAUGGCAGGGACAGAACUGCAGCCAAGAGUGCCUCCCUGGUUUCUAUGGUGACAACUGCAAACAAAGGUGCACGUGUGCUAACGGGGCUUCCUGUGACAACGUGCACGGACGCUGCUUCUGUCCUCCCGGUUUCCAUGGAGAUUUUUGUGAAAAAGUUUGUCCUCUGGGAUUCUUUGGGAUUUCUUGUUCUCAGAAGUGUGUGUGUGAUUAUCAGUGUCUGUGUGACGCACAGACAGGAAGCUGUAACAAUACGCAGCAGCCAGACUACAACCACACAGCUGUUCAGUGUUUGGUCAAUCAGAUGAAGAAGUCAUGGAGAAGACAGGAUGAGGAAGGUCACAGAGGUCAGACAGAGCCGCCUUACCUGUCAGAACGUUGGUGGCUUGUUAUCACCCUGACUCUCACGUCUUUACUGUCCCUCAGUCUCCUCCUCCACUUCCUAAAACAACCAGCCUGUCCUGGUUUGGCCGCCGUCCACCUCGCCAAACGUCAGGAUUACUCCUACAUCCCACUGGGAGACAUCAGUGAAGCAGCUUCACGGGCUGAAGCCCACAUGAACGAGUCCAGGACUCUGGGCGAGGAGAUGGAAGACUCAGACCCUGAGGAAGAAAUCAGGUUGUAGUGGUGCAGAAGGACAUCGUAGUUAAGGGGAGGGGUGCUGUUUCUGCUCGGCAGGGCGUUAAAGCAGGAACGGUGCUGUUGUCACUGACAGACAUCAGUGUCUUCACUGAACUUUGAACUCUUUAAUCUCAGGUCCAUACUAACAAAAGCAUUAACAUCCAGCUGUAUAUCAGGGGUCAACACGAGCCUUGGUCGUAACACAGCUUCUGAUGGUGAAGCAGCAGAGAAGACGUCCAGGUAUUAUAAUCAUCUUUUAAUUCCAGUGAUUUGUCUAAUCCUCAUUUUAAUGCCAAAAUACUGGAAUUAAAAAGAAAAUGUUGUCCUGAAAAAUAUUUUAUUAAAAAAAAAGUUGGUUGUCUUAGGAUAUGAUUCUUGUUGGUGCAAGAAUA